UACUUACUGCCUUCUGCUGCAAAGACCACCACUGAUUUAAGACAACUAAGAAUCAUCCACUGCAUAUUACACACAGCAAAAUGAUGAACACUGGAUCACUUCAGACCUAUUCAGGCAGGAUAAUUUUGGUCUGCCUUUGCUCAGCAAUGUCAUUUUGGACAAGCGUCAACUGCUGGUCUUACCACUAUUCACAAACAAAAAUGACCUGGCAACAAGCAAGAACCUGGUGCCAGGAGCAUCACACAGACAUGGUGGCCAUCCAGAACCAAGAGGAGAUAACACACCUCAACAGCUGGCUGCCCAAAAAAUCCACCUACUACUGGAUUGGUAUUCGCAAAAUCAAUGACGUGUGGACCUGGGUAGGAACCAACAAGCCUCUGACAGAAGAAGCAAAAAACUGGGCAUUAGGGGAACCCAAUAACGCCAACAAAGAUGCACGGCGAAGUGAGGACUGUGUGGAGAUGUACAUUAAGAGACAGUAUCAGGCGGGCAAGUGGAACGAUGAGAGGUGUGACAAACAAAAGACUGCCCUGUGCUACUCAGCUGCCUGCAAAAAUGAUUCAUGUUUAUAUGGGGAAUGUGUGGAAACCAUAAACAGCCACAGGUGUAAAUGCAAUAAGGGCUUUCAUGGAGACAAGUGUGAGCAUGUGUAUUAUUGUAAGAAAGAUGAGGUGACAGUGCCUGACAAUGGAACAGUUACCUGCACUCACAAGUAUGGGGACUUUGCCUAUGAUUCUGAGUGUCAGUAUUCCUGUGAGGAAGGAUAUCAGCUGAGUAUGCCAAGACCUCUUCAAUGCAUUGCUGAAAAUACAUGGUCGGAUCAGCCUCCAACUUGUCAAUUAAUACAGUGUCCAAAGCUGUCCAGUCCACAGUGGGGCUCUGUGAGAUGCUCAGAUCCUUUGGGCCCUUCCAGUUACCAGUCCACUUGUGUGUUUGCAUGUGAAGAAGGCUAUGAACUCACUGGGUCUCAAACAGACACUCUGUUAUGUGAGUCAACAGGACAAUGGAAUGCAACACAACCAUCUUGCACUGCUGUUCAGUGCCCAACUCUACCAGAGCAAAGUAAUCUCAUCAUUACCUGUGAAGACUUGAGCUUUGGAAGUUCAUGCAGCUUCAGCUGUGCGACAGGCUUCACUCUGGUGGGACAUGAAACCAUAACAUGUACAUCAUCUGCAGAGUGGAGUAACAACAUGCCAUUCUGUGAAGCUGUGCGAUGUCCUGCAAUCUCAGUACUGGAAAAUGCUGUUGUGAACUGUGAAGGAGAUACCAAAACAAAGUAUGCAUACGGAAACUCCUGUAGCUUCAGUUGUCUGCCAGGAUACAAUCUGGUGGGAACAAAAGCACUAACAUGCACUGCAUCAGCAGAGUGGAGCGGAAAUGUCCCAUACUGCCAAGCCAUAUACUGUCCAGUGCUUGAGGGGAAGCCAAACCUUACAAUGAAUUGCAGUAGCAACAACUCAGAGCUGGCACCUGGGGCCACUUGCAGCUUUAACUGUGAGCCUGGCUUUGAACUACACGGAGCAGAAAACCUCCAGUGCUCAGAAGAUGUACAAUGGGAUGAGGCUGUGCCAACAUGUGAAGCUGUUGUUUGUCCUUUCCUGGAGGCUCCACAAAAUGGCCACAUCAACUGUUCACUCAAAGAGUCACUCUACAACUCUCAGUGCGCCUUCACCUGUGAUCAGGACUACACACUCGACGGACUUGCCAUACUUACCUGUGAUCACUAUGGCAACUGGACAGGAGACAUGCCCACCUGCAAACCCACAUUAUCCCAGGUGACUCUCAUUGCCUCAGGAGUGGCAGCAGGGGGCGCUGUUUCACUGUCCGGUCUCUCUCUGGCUAUGUGGAUCCUCAGGAAACUCAAGAACAGGGCAUCAAAGUUUGACUUGAGCAGCUCUGACAUUGACGUCCCACCACAGCACUACAAAAACAGCACUGACAGCCUCAUAUAGAAAGUCCGGUGUGAAAUACACAUAAAGCACAUCAUUUUGAAUACUUUGAGACAGAUUUUGGUGCUUGCCUUUGUAGCUAUAUAUAUUUUUUCAUUU
Messenger RNA from Periophthalmus magnuspinnatus, 2048 nucleotides. RefSeq names its product E-selectin-like. Gene Ontology annotation, biological process: cell adhesion. Lineage: Eukaryota; Metazoa; Chordata; Actinopteri; Gobiiformes; Gobiidae. The record is from RefSeq and is a predicted model, not a curated record. The coding region runs from base 81 to 1952 and encodes 623 amino acids. The transcript is spliced from 12 exons. Gene Ontology annotation, cellular component: membrane.